AUGCAACUUCCACAAAAUUCAUGUCAAAUGCGAGACCACUCAAAGCAAGAUCUGAUGAACGGAAACUAUUGGAAGAUAUGGAGAGCAGUUGGGAAUUGUCAAGUUUUUCAAAAAGUUUCCGAAAGCUUGAAAGAAGAUCGAGUGUUCAUGAUGAAAGCAGUGACUGUCAACGGUCAUUCACUUGAAUACGCAUCAGAAGAUUUGAAAAGUGACAAACAAUUUGUUCUUGAAAUAGUGAAAUCAAAAAAUGGUUUGGCACUUCUCUAUGCUUCUGAUGACUUGAAAAGUGACAAGGAAAUUGUUCUUGAAGCAGUGAGCAUGCAUGGUCGUGCAUUUGAAUAUGCUUCAGAAGAUUUGAAAAAGGACAAACAAUUUGUUCUUGAAGUAGUCCAACAAAAUGGUGAAGUUCUUGAAUAUACUUUUAUAGAUUUGAAACAAGACAAGGAAGUGGUUCUUGAAGCAGUCAAACAAAAAGGUUGUGUAUUAGAAUAUGCUUCUGAUGACUUGAAAAGUGACAAGGAAGUUGUUUUGGAAGCUGUCAAACAAGAUGGCUUUGCAUUUUUCUAUGCUUCAGAACCAUUGAAACAAGACAAGGAAAUUGUACUUGAAGCCAUCAAACAACAAUUUUUAAACUUGGCAUCCAUUUCGACUGAUGAACCAACCCAAAUUUGGGAUGAGGUCACGAAUGAAUAUGGUCUGUUUUCUUCAAUUUCACUUGAGUUGACCAAGGAUUUUAUGGACGAGAUUAACCAAAUAAUUGAGAUGAGCAUCUAG
Naegleria fowleri is the source of this 774-nucleotide messenger RNA. RefSeq lists its product as uncharacterized. The coding region runs from base 1 to 774 and encodes 257 amino acids. Lineage: Eukaryota; Heterolobosea; Eutetramitea; Acrasida; Naegleriidae. The transcript has 2 exons. The record is from RefSeq and is a predicted model, not a curated record.